Messenger RNA from Didymodactylos carnosus, 876 nucleotides. NCBI's taxonomy places the organism in Eukaryota, Metazoa, Rotifera, Eurotatoria, Philodinida, Philodinidae. The record is from the annotation of a GenBank genome assembly.
AUGAGACACUCUGAACGUCUCGAUGCUAUCUUAAAAAAUUCCAACUGGCCUUUAGAAGCAUUUGAUACAAAUGGUGUUUAUCAACCAAUGAACAGUCAAAUGCUCACAUUAUUACCAACUAGACAAAAUCCGUAUGAUUAUUCUCUUGAUCCACCAUUAACAAAACAUGGAAAAAAUCAUGCCUAUCAUACAGGAGAAUUUUUUCGAACUUUAAAUUUAUUACCGACAAAAGUUUAUUCAUCACCAGCAAUGAGAUGCAUUCAAACAGCCGAUACUGUUUUAGAUGGUUUAGGUUUACGUUUAAAAAUACCAAUACGUUCUGAUCUAGCAUUACAUGAGCCAAGUCGGAAACAUUUACCAUUACAGCCUCCAGAUUAUUAUUAUAAAAAUGGUUUUAAUAUGGAUUUAAAAUAUCAACCAUUACUCUCUCCUUUGAACACAAAAAUAAUAAUGAGAGAAAAUCAUCUAAAUUAUUAUCGACGAAUGUAUAUGAUGCUAAAACGUAUAAUAACGAAAGUAAUGAGAAAUUCUGCAUUAAGUAAUUAUAACUCAGAAACAAUUUUGAUUAUAACACAUCGUCCAUGUGUCGCAAUCUUGGCAGCAAUGUUAAACAUUGACAAAAUCGAUAAUAAAUUAAAAUAUUUACGUGAUAUUGAAAAUAAAAAACGUCAAGAAAUUAAUUUUCUAAGUAUGGUCAUCGCUGAAUAUGAUCAUAAUCUGAGACAAUGGAAUUAUUUAGCAGAUUUUCCAGAAAAAAUUCCUGCAGUAUUAUCAAAAAAAACAAAUAUUAAACAAACUGAAGGCAUGCCAUUGAAACUAAGAAAUCAAAAUAGUGCACAAGCAAGUCUUGAAAACAAAAAAGUCGUACAAGAGUAA